AUGGACCAACCACCUCCUUCGUCGCAGAAAAGAACGCUUCUUGAAGACAACAUACCUGAUAUAUCCACAGGCGGUGCACCAGAUCACCAGUCCAAGCGGAUCAGAAUUACCCUCCCACCGCCCGUAUCGCUGAUAUCGCCCACCCAACAGGGUAAUGCUACGUUGAAUUCUUUAUAUUCAUUACCACUUCCGACACCUGCUCCACCCCAACAAUUGCCAGCCCCCGUAGUAUUGCCUCCGUUGAGUGCAACAGUUUCAACAAUGUUAACAUCCCCGAUAUCCAGCCAGAAAUUAGCGCAUCAGACAAGAGAACUUCCGCCGAUAGAAUCACUUGCACCACCUCCUUUGGUCAAAUCAAUACUAACAUCCCCCGAUUUGCAACCAUUCAAAACGAUGUCAUCACCGUCCGUGUCCCAACUUCCACCUUCCUUUCCACUACAACAACCACUCUCUCAGUCAGAGUCAUUCGGAUCAUUCUCACCUCCUCCCACGUUAAAUUUGCCCAACGGACAUAGAGAACCACAGGUAAUUGUUGAGAACGAUGAGUCUUUGAACAUGGAUGGGAUUCAAGAGAGAAGAUUAGGUUACGUAAUAUACAGUCCCAAGGAAAUUCUCCCACCUCUGGAAUUCAAAGAAAAUGGUCUUCUCGAAGUUUGGAUUCCAUCAAUGCAUCUAACGUGGGACAACCAAAAAGUACGGAAGCGAGAACUUUGGGGAACUGAUAUUUAUACUGAUGAUUCAGAUGUGGUUGCUGGCAAAUACGUUCCAAAGACGUCAAAUUACCCAGAUUCGUUCGACUACCCAGACCACGAUCUAUGCGUCACUGUACGAGUGAUGCCCAAAUUAAUGCGCUAUCACGGUAGUAUGCGACAUAAAAUGCUAAGCAGAUCGUGGGGAAAUCAUCAUGGGGGAAGUUACAAAAUCGAGAAUAUACAGGAAAUGAAGAAAGGAGAAUCAUUGGGGCGAUCUCGUUGGCACGGUCGAAAAGAAAGGUUACGAAAAUACCUGCAGAUGCGUAAGAAAGUUCUCGGCGACCAGUCAGAAAAAGUUUUUGCAUUUAAUAGCGAGAGCGAUCCUUGUCUUAAAUAUAACAAAGAUUUGAUGUCGGACCCGGAUGAAUUAAAAGAACGAUUAAAAGAUGAAGUCGCGAUUCUUGAGAAUGACUACGAACGCUACGAACUUUCUUACGACUCGCAAACUUUAAAGUACCGCUUCGCCGUCAUAUCAUCACACGUUCAUCUCAGUUCAUCAGGCUGCUAUCGGUCCAACAGCAACGGCAUUUCUAAUUCGGAUAUUCCGUCGCUGCCAUUGGACAGCUCGAGCGUAGACGAAACGAUAUCGGAUAACUUGGAGAUACGCGAUUUAGAUUGGAAUCCGGUUGGGUUGGUUAUUAGAAUUCCGUCUGGAGAGGGACAGUGUUGUAUUGGAGAAAGAGGACGAGAUGAAAAGCCACAAGCGAUGUGA
Messenger RNA from Paraglomus brasilianum, 1464 nucleotides. NCBI's taxonomy places the organism in Eukaryota, Fungi, Glomeromycota, Glomeromycetes, Paraglomerales, Paraglomeraceae. The record is from the annotation of a GenBank genome assembly.